AUGGUUGGCGUGGAGUUGAGCGACGUCCAGUCCAGCGCGCCAACCUCGCCCGGCUCCAGUCCGCGGAGCGAGAAGAGCAAGGAGAACGAUGCGGAUGAAUCGGUGGCGUCGUGCGAGUCGGAUCUGAGGUGAGUUGACAAUAGUCAUCAGUUGGGCCCGAAAUGUCAAUCUCAAGGUUUCUGCGACUACUCAAAAUUUCGACAGUUAAAACCGAUCUAUUUCUAAAAAAACUCCCAGAAAAAUUUGAACAAUUCUGAGUGUUUUCCCUUGAGCUAUUUACCCCGUGCCAUCAAUGACUCGUGUUUUUAGCAUCGACCAAAAGCUCUCUUCCCAAUGGCGCAAACGCUCAACAGCCGACAACUGUCAACGGUCCGACUCAAAGACCUCGAAACGACGUCCACUUGAAGAAGAGAUUGAACAAAGACUUCGACAGUUAACUCAAGAAAACAACUUCUUAAAAAGUCAGCUGGAGCAUCGGCAAGGCGAGUCAGUCAUCGUUGCCGGUCCAAAUACGGUCGAAAGUUCUUCAAGUUUAAAUCCGCUUCUUCAUAAGUCCUCCAGUUUGUUGACUGUAAAGGAUAUGACCGAUGAUUUGAAUAAUUCCACGUCUUCCAACGAUGUUACAACGACGACAACUGAUGAGCCGUCAUCGCUCGAUAACACUUUGUCCAGCGGAAUUAUCCGACCAACUCCACAAUCGGCUUCAAUCGACCUAUUGAAUUUCGCCAAUGAUGGGUUAAACAAUAAUUCAGCGACUUUACAAACUGCCGGCAGCGCCUUCCAAAAUCCCACUUUGAACAAUUUGUAUUCGGCUUUGAAUACAACCCCUGCAUUCCAACAGCUGGCUUCAAUAUUGUAUCCAAACAGCUUCGAUACAAGCGCGUUGUAUGGGGGAUUGUUCAAUGGGAUGUCGCUGAAUUCGCUGGCAAAUUUACAGGCAAUUUUGCAACAGCAACAGCAGCAACAACAGGUGAGUUGGGAUUUGUGUUUUAAUUUGAAGGAAAUGGCUAUGAAAGGGCCUUAAAUUUAGGCAUUUCGUAAUCGCAUAAUGCUGAAUUUUACGCGGAUUUCCCCAACAGAACUUUACAUUAUUAAACCAAAGAUCAUAUUUUCGCUGCUUGCCAGGAACCUCGGUGGUUUCUGCAUAAUAUAAAUUAAAAUUUUAACACCUCUUUUCACAAGGUAUAAUAUAUUAUAAAUUUGGCGGCUGCAACUUUUCGGGUCACUGACAGUUCGAGUCAACGAUACUAUGGAUCGUGUCGGUUUGUCGUUGUAUGUAUGCAUGUAAAAGGCUAACAGAAGGCUUGGUUAGUAAAAAUAAUAAAAUUAACCGGGUCCUAGAAUAGACUAUCACCUAUUUUGAAGUAUCUUACAUGCGCUUACAUCAAAAAUAUCUAAAUAAAAGCUACGGAUCUUCGUUUUUGCUGCAAAUUUUGGUCUUGUAUAUUUUACAAUUACUCAGGAUAAAGAGUAGUAACGUUAGUAACAGAUCAAAUUAGAAAAAAGUGGGCAUAUUGCAAGCCUUCGCCAAGUCUCCGCCGUUGGUCCGCCGACAUUACAACGGCUUUGCCAGGGUUUGUAGACACUUAUUAUAAUCUUUUUUGGGUAUCACCCUGCCGUACGGGUCUAUUGCACCAUUACAUUCAAGGUAAUAUACAAAUCCAAGGUGUAAAGCGACAAGUGAUUUUUUGUUUUGUUUUCAACGGACUUUACAUCGACGUAUUGACCCUCCUGAUAUUCUACUUUUAAAAUCAGUCCCUCUGAUCUACCAUACCACCCUCACGCUUUCAAAAUCACUACCAAAUCGGGUCAAAAACAUGUUGUUUUCCAGGGUCCGAAAUCACCCGUUCACGGGAAAUUUGCAUAAUCGCCGAACGCACUCGAAUUACCGACAAAAAAAUUCUUUCCUUGACCCAGAAAUUCGGCGGCAGAGGGCAGUGUCCCCUUUUUUAUCUGACAAAUUGAACACGGAUACCUGCGGGCGUAUUUUUCCUUUUCGAAUAUUUUUCGAUUCCUUUCGAAAUCCUCUUGCCCUGAGGGUCGGGAAAACAUUGUGCGGUAGGUGAAAAUAUCAUCGAUGGUAUGCGGAAGUGCGAUUUUUCCCAAUAUGUUAGCCGCUUGUUUCAAGUCGUUUUUGAUUUCACAACCCGAAUAUAAAAAGUAAAAUGGGUCAUUUCUGGGUUGUCUGCACUCCUUUUUUUCUUAUUUUUAUGCGGUGCGGAUGUCAGCGAGUCGUUUUUUCUCGGGAAACACACAAAACUUUAAACGGAAUUAGUGUUUUGACGCCGUUUCGGUUCUCGGCAGGGGUGUUAAGACGGAAUUUUGGGGGAAAUUUUUGAUUCAAAACCUGAGAUUUUGAUAUCAUGCCGUGGAAAUUUUAUGUCCAAUUUAGGCCAAAGUUUAUAAAGAUGGAAAAAUCGUAUUUAGCAUACUCGAGGAUUCAUUUUUGAAUAUUGCACUUGGCAUUUGCACUAUUAUAUUUAUGGAGUCCUCUUUUAUAAUUUUGAUAUAUUUUAUUCUUUUACCCAUAUCAUUUCAGACCUUCUCAGCCUUCGCCUCGGCCACAGCCCUCACAGCGCCCUUGGAUCCGUCCUCGCAGCCAAAUUCAACCCAAAAUUUUACCGAUCUCGCCAAAGAACCUCUCAAUUUAUUGACCCAAAACCCGCUAUUCCCCAGCACAACCCAACCGCUUGCGCAGAACAUGCGAUUUGAGGAGUUAUUCCCGUCCAGUUCCAAGACAGAUAGCAAAGGAAACGAAGCCGAAAAUUCAAAAAAUCUGAAGUCGGAAGGAAGUGACGAGAAAUUUUUGGUCAAUGCCGAAGCCGAUUUCCCGGUUGGGGCGUCACAGAUCUUACAAAGAGGUAAGAAAUUUUUAAGCUUCAUAUUUUUUGGAAUGUUUAUGAUUAGACAUGAUUUUAUCCUAAAAUUCUAAAAUUUUAAUUUUAAAAUCCAGUUGUUUUUAACGCGCAAGCCGCUGAAUUACCCGACGAUCAGCCUAGAUUUCACACUAUGACCUUAUUUCACAGACGAACGCACUUUAGCCCUAAAAAAUUUCGAAAUUCGCUAAGAAAUGAGGAAAUGAGCGGAAUUUCACAGAAAUCGCCGAGUUUCGAGUAAUCUUUAAAUUUUCUUACUGGAAUUUGGUUUGUGCGGCAGUUUUUUCUUCAAAUUUAUAGUCAUCCUCUGCAAUUCCAACUUUACCUUUGAAUUUCUCUAACUGCCUCCUCAUUUUAUGCACUCUUUUCGUAGUUUCUCUGACCUUCCUCUCUUUUAGUGCACUCUUUUUUGCUCAGACGCACGUUCUCCCUUCUUUCAAAAGGAAAUAAAAUGUUUGUCCUUUCCCGAAACGCAAAAAGAAACGGCCCACUUCUUCCGAAAGGACGCACAAAAAGAGCGACCGAAACGAAGGGGCGCCCGAGAGGAAGAGAGAAGAGAAAAGAGCGCGCAUUUCUCUUUCUCUCUGCUUGCAUUUUCCCCGUUCCAAAAGCGAAAGCGGGUUUUUGGACCCUCCGUUCCGUUGCUUCUAUCUUCGAGAUCAUGCUUCACAGGAUCAUUUCUGUAGUAAGCAUACUCUCGUCUAACGUCUAGGUUUCACCACCUGACUCUGCGAUGAUUGAGUCGUGGUGACCCUUCCAGAGCGUGAAGUUCGCUCCGUUGGCUAAUGCAGUCGAUGGACCGUUGAAGAUCGCGAAUUGUGCACCUGGAGCACUGUUCACGGAGGGGUCGCUGGCUGAGCAGAGCUGAAUUUUGUAAAACAACAAUAAUUUAUUUUAUUGUAGUGGUUAUGUGUGAUGUUGCUGUCAUUGUUGAUUAUUGAUGAUGUUGUUGUAGGUCCUCGAAACGUUCAAUUUCUUAACCAUCUUCCGACAGCCCAUGAACCUCGAUCUUCUGUUCUUCAUCACACCGACGUCACUCAAUCCUCUUCAAAUCAAUGGCCAACCGCUUCAAAAGUCGAACCGACUCCAAUCAACCGCCCUCUGAACCUCGAUUCCUCCUCUCAUUCCCUGUUGAGCUCCCUUCUCGCUCAUCCUCGACGUAGUCCGGCCGUUCCGGAAAGUCGGACUGAAAAACAAUCGGGACUUGUUGACCGAAAGCCUGAGGGGAAAUGCUCUCCACACUUGGUCUUGUCGACGAACGCCACGAAUAAAAGCGAUUCGGAUUCUUUGGGAAGUCCUCAUUCAACGAGAUCCACAACGGAUUCGAAUCGAAGCCAGACUAGUCCAGCACUUCAAGGAGAAAAUGGUGGGGCAGGAGGGUCCAGUGGAAAUGAAAAAAGUGAUAUUGAAAAGGUAAACAUAAAAGAAUUUUGAGAUUUACGUACCAUUAGGAAGCUUGGAAUUUUAAAAUCUUGAAAUCUGAAAAAACGUUCCAUAAAAUUGCAAAAAUAAGCGUAGUUUCAGUAUAUGGACCGCCGUCGCCGCAACAACGAAGCCGCGAAACGAUGUCGCGCCAAUCGUCGCGCCGUCUUCGAAUACCGCUCUCGUCGCGCUCAGCAACUCGAAUCCGAGAACAACGAUCUACGCCAAGAAAUGAUGAAGUUGAACAACGAACUGGAACAACUCAAAGCCGUCAUUCAAGCGAGUCAACGGCAACUUCAUGUCUGA
Bursaphelenchus xylophilus (pine wood nematode) is the source of this 4604-nucleotide messenger RNA. NCBI's taxonomy places the organism in Eukaryota, Metazoa, Nematoda, Chromadorea, Rhabditida, Aphelenchoididae. The record is from the annotation of a GenBank genome assembly.